This is a messenger RNA of Neltuma alba, 1075 nucleotides long. Its product is annotated as stem-specific protein TSJT1. Bases 103 to 813 code for a protein of 236 amino acids. The record is from RefSeq and is a predicted model, not a curated record. NCBI's taxonomy places the organism in Eukaryota, Viridiplantae, Streptophyta, Magnoliopsida, Fabales, Fabaceae. The transcript is spliced from 5 exons.
CGGCUAUCAUUGCAUUCCCGUUCAGUGUUAUGUAAAGCGUGAGCUCCUCGGUGGGAUCGUCAGGGGAAGUUUCUGCUUCAAUUGUGGUUGAGCAGUUCGAGAAUGUUGGGAAUCUUCAGCAGCUCCAUCGUCUCGCCGCCGGACGAGCUCGUCACCGCCGGCAACCGCACGCCGUCGCCCAAGAUCACGGCGGCCGCUUUGAUCAACCGCUUCGUCCAGACCCACGCGUCCGCGGUUUCACUGCAGAUCGGAGAUCACGUGCAGCUCGCUUAUACUCACAGCAACGAGACGCCAUGGCAGCCCAGGUCAUUUGCGGUGAAGGACGAGGUAUUCUGCUUAUUUGAAGGAGCUCUGGACAACUUGGGCAGCUUAAAGCAACAAUAUGGACUGGGCAAGUCUGUCAAUGAGGCGGUUUUGGUCAUUGAGGCCUACAAAGCGUUACGUGAUCGAGCGCCCUACCCGGCCAAUCAUGUUGUAGCCCAUCUCAGUGGGAGCUUCGCUUUCAUCGUUUUUGACAAGUCCACUUCAACUCUCUUUGUGGCUUCCGACCGAUUGGGUAAGGUUCCUCUGUAUUGGGGAAUUACAGCUGAUGGAUAUGUAGCAUUUGCCGAUGACGCAGAAUUGCUGAAAGGUGCCUGUGGCAAGUCACUUGCUUCUUUCCCUCAAGGAUGUUUCUACUCAACAGCAAUUGGAGGAUUGAGAUCCUAUGAGAAUCCUAAGAACAAGAUAACUGCAGAGCUUGCAAAGGACGAGGAAAUCUGGGGGGCAACCUUCAAGGUGGAAGGGUCAGCAGUUGUUGCAGCUACAGAAUAGAAGAUCUAUUUUUCAAAUGAGGAACUGUAUGAUCCUGUGGAAUGUAAUGAGGUUGUGGUGAUAGAAGUGGGACAAGUAUUUAAUAUAUUAGGGGCUUUAUUAUUCUCCUUUGGUUCCUUUGUUUAGAUUAUGACGACAAAAAAAAGAAAAGAAAAAGAAAAAACAAGUUCCUCAUUUAGAUCGGAUUUGCCUUGUUCCUAUCAUUGUACAGCUGCUCUUUUCACUCUAAUAAAAUAAAUUAUGCAUCUGCUCUGUGAUUCUC